AACAGAAGCGCGUGCGAGCGAAACGCAUAUCGAUAGCGGGCAUCCCGUUCUUUCUAGGGCGCGAUACAUCAAAAAAACAAAUAUGGCGACUCGGUUCGAUCGGAGCUGGAAUUAGUGUCGGUGCAUGUUUGGCGAAAAUUACCCAUUUUCCAAUCACGGCUCGCGGUGCCGCCAGUGUGCAAAGCGUAGAGGAAACGUCCCGCCACCCGGUGCGAGUGAAGUUCGGGCACGACCGUACGGUACAGUGCGUGAAAUCGUGUGAAAAGAUAGUCGGUCCCAUCCCUGGAUCCGCGGGUGUAUGUGAGAGUGUGUGUGUGUGAGUGUGUGACGGUCGGUCAAACCUCAGCCCCUUGAAGCGGGUGGUGUUGAAAGCAAAAGCAAGUGUAAGUAGAAGCAGAAUAAGAAGAAGUAGUAGAGAGGGUGUGAAAAGGAGCAAGAGAGAUUGCGGCGUGCGGUGUGUGAACUGGUGAAGAGCGGUCCAGUAAAGCGGGCAAAAGAGAGAAAGAAGAAUCCGCAGUACGUGUGACAGAGAGUCGCCGAAGCAGACGUGCGUGCGUGUGUGUGUGUGGUUUUGUGAUUUGCUAGAGUGAGAAAGGAGGAAAGCAGAGCUGGAACCGUGAGCUGGUUGUGCGGCGUGACAACGAAGCAUGCCGAUGCGUGGCUGAGCAGUGGAUGCAUGUGUGUAGGUGUGUGAAUGCAACAGCACAAACAAGACGGGCGCCGCUAGUGUGUGAGUGUGUGUAAGUAUGAGCGGGAAGGAAAAAUUAAGUUUUUGAUGAGCUGAUUCGCUGAGAAUGAGGAUGCUUGCUGCGUUGGCUCAAGGAUGUGUUGUUUGCGGGGUGUGUGUGUGUGCUUGAUUAAGAAUUUAUUACCAAUAAUUAAGUCCAAUAAGUCGACAUUUCACUGGCGACGGAGAUUUUUCCCGCAGAAAUAGCAAAACGUUAACAACAAUCCGAUUCUGCUACAAUCAGAUAAUCCUACAAAUGAGUAUGAUACGUCAUGAAACGUUAAUUUGAAACUGUUUAAUAAUUUCAAACUCCCAUUUUAGGUCUAAAUGAUGAAACAGAACGGAUUGCUUUUUUGAGAAAAAAGUAACGGACAAAUUUUAACGAUUUUUUGGAGCUCCAACCAGCUCGGAGAACGUUAUCAGUUGAAUCCUGCCAAAUGAUGCGAACCAAGUCAUGAUCAACACCUAUCAGUAUUUACUCCACACACAUUUGGCGAAAGGCCAGUCCGUUGAAUGGAUGACCGAUUCUGACUAAUGCCCUAGUAUCGUGCCGCCCUCAUUGUCUUGGUAUUGCUUGGGCAGAAGUUCAAGGGUCAAGUCAAACCGGGCGACUGAGAAAGUACCCAUCGAAUAUGGACCAGAUGACCUAGAAGUGUUGUUUCAGGCCAAAUGUCUGGCACCAAUUUUGAACCAAUCUGCCGGUCCCGAAAAGACUCCCGAAUGUUCCGGUGCCUUCCAUUGCCAGCAGUGGGCAGCCAGACCCUUCCGAAGCAGUCUGAAGCUAUCAGGUUUAACUCCUGAACCGGGUUAUUACAGGAUCUUUCUUCCUUAAUCCUUAAUUGGCUAUUUUAGUGAUGAAUCGAUCCAUAUAUCCCUGUUGAGUGGCAUUUCCGGCGCAAAAUAUUGUACUUUUGAUGGCAUAAAAUUCAAAUGAAGCACAGCACACCGGGCAAGCGACGAACCCUUUUUUUGAGCGUAAAACGGCCAUUGGCACCGGCAUUCAUGCAUUUUGGCAGCUUGGAUGCUGCUCACAUUCUCAAGACCCAGCAUGAAAUGCGUCCAAAUGCAUCUCCUCCUAGCUUCCCAAUCAUCCAAUACAGCGGAAUUAACACCCGCCCCAAACGCCCUGCCGUGAUAGUGUGUCACAAAUGCAGCCCGAGCAUUGGUGAGCAUGAAUCUCGCGUGCUGGAGGAAAAUCAAGAUUUUCCACCACGAGAUUGGGAGAGAAAAUUCCAUCUCGUCUCCUCGUGUACCGCCCCGCAGUUUUGGGCUUUGAAGUACGAGAGAAGAGCCCGAGAGAGAGAGAGAGAGAAAGAGCAAGAGAAGCCAAACACAAUCUCAAUGGCAAUGCGCAAAGAGGACGAAAGAUGGAAAUCGUUGUGCUCUCCUAUAGGUCUAGGUGGGCUGUGGUGGCUGGCGCACACACAGGCCCAGUGACAGCAGCAGCACCAACACACGCUCGCGAACGGGCGCAUCAACACACACACACACACACAGACACGCAGAAGAGAGUCAGCGGCGAAUGGAAAAUUUUGCACCGCGCCACUGUGGUGUGCCGUUACUGCCAAGACGUCAGAGUCGGGUGCGUGCGUGACACGAGCGGACACGGCAAAUGCCAUCCAGUGCGAAAAGGGGGUUGCGAGCGUUCGUUGCGGCACGGCGGGCCGUUCGUGCCUGUGAGUGUGUGUGGUGUGAUGGUGUGAUAAGAGGCGUAAUUGGACAGUGAAAAUCACACAUUUUUCCACUGGGUCCUAGUGGGCUUUGGGAAAGGAAGAAACGUAGUGCACGUAGCGUGUGUGUGAGUGUGUGGGUGUGUGCAGGUGCCGGGGAAAAUUUCCUGUCGCUUUAACCGAAUGGUCCAAAAAAGCAAUUGCAGACGGAUUGUGUUUCUGCUUUUUUUUGCAAGGAAAACAGUGAUCCUUGUGUGUGAGGAAAUGAAUCAUUAAAAAGAAACAACCAAUUCCUGCUAUUACUUGUGUAGUGCAACAACAAAAAAAAGAAGAAGGAGAGCAAAAAAAGAUCCGUGGUGAACCAGUAGUGAACGCGUGCAAGUGGUGGUAGGCCCCCCCAAACAUAAAACUGGCCUGCUGGGGUUGUUGACCGUAACAGGCAAAACAGCGAAAGAGAGCAAAGGAACCACAUCAAUGCAUAGUGAGGAUGAUAUAAUUGCUCGAGCACACAACCACCAUCAGCAGCAGCAAACGACACAGCAGAUCACGACCAUCACGAAGGUCGUGCGGGAGGUGAAGCAGUUGGGACCGGAUGCUGGACAACCGUUCGACUAUGUAGCAAUGCCUCUAGACAUGGGAACCGACGGUCAACCGAUCGACUACGUGUCGAUGCCGAUGGGUAUGUACACGACCCGGACGCAGUACUUGAACUUCAACCACAUGGACCAGCCGGAGCAGAUGGUGGGUGGGGCCGGCGGUGGUCCACCCGUCCAGCAGUCGGCGCACCUGCCGCCGGGCGCCAAGGUGAUGGGCGGCGGCGGACCGGGUAUGCCCGGUGCGAUGGGAGGCGGCGGCGGUGGGCAAGGACACUAUCAGGACUACGAGCAUUACGCGCAGUACACGGACGCCGGGUACGAUCUCGGCCAGGCGGCACACCAUCCCGGCCACGCGCAGUCCUAUCUCGGCGAGUAUCAGAUGAACGACCGCUCCAACACGCCGCACACGUCGAGCGAGAACAGCGAAUCGUCCAUCCCGAUGCCGAUGGGGGUGGCGCAGAUGGGCGGCGGCAACCCGUCGGCCGCCGCGCUGAUGGCGGGCCCGGGCGGCUACCUGCAGGGGCAGUACGACGAGAUGGGCGAGUACGUGAUUGCGCCCGGGCAGGGUGGCCCGGUCGAUCGGCUCUACCCGGACAACCCGUCCGCCAUGGUGUACGGGUACGUGUCGACCCCGCCGUACGGCACGAUCAGCUCGCACAUGGACCCGAACGGGGGCGUGGAGCCGACGUACGCCACCAAGCAGCAGCUGGCGUACGAAGCGGCCACCGCCCAGCAGCGAGCCGGAGGGGGCGUUGGCGGCGGCGGCGUAGUAGGAAACGUAGCGCCGGACGGGUCGUGCUACUACGACGGCGAGGACGAUCUGCACCAGCAGCUGUCGAACCUGCAGAUACAUAAUCACGUGUUUUUACAGCACAUCAUCACGUCGCCGGGCGGCAACAAUCGGCCGGGCGUGAGCGGGGCCGGCGGGCCCUCGAAUGGGGCCGGCGGCGGGGGCGGCGGCAUGCCGGACGGUAGCGGUGGCGGGAUGGAUCUGGACGAGCAGCGGCAGAUGAAGUGGCGCGACCCGAACCUGACCGAGGUGAUCGGCUUCCUGAGCCACCCGAACAACGCGAUCAAGGCGAACGCGGCCGCCUACCUGCAGCACUUGUGCUACAUGGACGACCCGAACAAGCAGCGGACGCGCACGCUCGGCGGCAUCCCGCCGCUGGUGAAGCUGCUCGGGCACGAGAACACGGACGUGUUUCGGAAUGCGUGCGGUGCCCUGCGCAACCUGUCGUACGGGCGGCAGAACGACGAGAACAAACGUGCAAUUAACGCGGCGGGCGGCAUCCAGGCGCUGAUCCACCUGCUGCGCCGGACGGCCGAGUCCGACAUCAAGGAGCUGGUGACGGGCAUCAUCUGGAACAUGUCGUCCUGCGAGGACCUGAAGCGGUUCAUCAUCGACGACGCGGUGCUGGUGAUCGUGUCGUACAUCAUCAUCCCGCACUCGGGCUGGGACCCGACCAACCCGGGCGAAACCUGCUGGAGCACGGUGUUCCGCAAUGCGUCCGGCAUCCUGCGCAACGUCAGCUCGGCGGGCGAGUACGCGCGGAAGAAGCUGCGCGAGUGCGAGGGGCUGGUCGAUUCGCUGCUGUACGUGAUCCGGAUAGCGAUCGAGAAGUCGAACAUCGGCAACAAGAUCGUGGAGAACUGCGUGUGCAUACUGCGCAACCUGUCGUACCGCUGCCAGGAGGUGGAGGACCCGAACUACGACAAGAACCCGAUCCCGCACCACGGCUCUGAUGGGGGCAUGAGCGGUGGCAGCGGUUCGCACGGCGGUGGCUCGAUCGUGGUGAGUGCGGCCGCUGCGUCGUCCAAGGGCGAAAAUCUGGGCUGCUUCGGGGCGAGCAAAAAGAAGAAGGAACAGCAGGCAGCGGCAGCGGCCGCGCAGCAGCAGGCGGCCGCCGACAAGGACCACUCCAGCGCGAACGGCGACCCGUCGAGGAUGGCGUACAAAAACACUGCUCACUAUAAAGGAGCGGAACAGCUGUGGCAACCGGACGUUGUACAUUCUUAUCUUGCCUUACUGCAGAGCUGUUCGAACCCGGAGACGCUCGAGGCGGCGGCCGGUGCGCUGCAGAAUCUGGCCGCCUGCUACUGGCAGCCGAGCAUAGAGAUCCGGGCGACCGUGCGCAAGGAGAAGGGUUUGCCGAUCCUGGUCGAGCUGCUGCGCAUGGAGGUGGACCGGGUGGUGUGCGCGGUAGCGACGGCCCUGCGCAAUCUAGCUAUCGACCAAAGAAACAAGGAGCUGAUCGGGAAGUACGCGAUGCGCGACCUGGUGCAGAAGCUACCGUCGGGCAAUCCGCAGUGCGACCAGGGCACCUCGGACGACACGAUAGCGGCGGUGCUGGCCACGCUGAACGAGGUGAUCAAGAAGAAUGCCGAGUUCGCGCGGUCGCUGCUGGAUGCGGGCGGCGUCGAGCGGCUGAUGAACAUGUCGCGGCAAAAGUCCAAGUACACGCCGCGCGUGCUCAAGUUCGCCAGCCAGCUGCUGUUCACCAUGUGGCAGCAUCAGGAUUUGCGCGACGUGUACAAGAAGCACGGCUGGAAGGAGCAGGACUUUGUGACGAAGACGAUCGCGUCGCGCAACCUGAACAGCAGCAAUGGCGGGGCGGGCGGCAGCUACAGCGACAACUCGCCCAACUCGCCGAACAACACGCUCAACCGUCCGAUGGCGUCGCAGAGCGGCACGCGGUACGAGGACCGCACGAUGAAGCGGCAGCAGGCGUCCUCGUCGGCGAACAACGGUGGCCAGGCCAUGUCGUUACCACCGGGCGACGGUACCAUCAAGAUGGGAAGAUGAACAACCAUGCCAGCUGCCAGCGAAUACCGAUAGCUCUCCACUGGUGAGGAGAUCGCAAUUUUAGAGAAAACCGGGGGCAACUCUGUCUGUUUGAAUGGAGGAUAUAUUAAUGCUUAGACCGACGAUCCCCCCCCGCCACAACAAACACACGGGUGACGACGGCUGGUACAUGAUGCCACCGGAUGGAGUUCGUAGCUGCUGUUGCUCUGCUGCUGCGGCAGCAACCUCUGAAACGAUCUUUUUACGCAUAGAAAGCUACCACAUAUAACGUCAGCACAGCGCCACAAGCGCCAUCUUUGGGGCAGCAAACAGAAGAGAGAGAGGAAACACAAUGUGCAGCAGUGAUGGACACGACACGCCCCGUUGCAAGCUUGGCGCAUAGGAUAUGAUUUUCGAUUAUUGCACUAGCUUCCAAACACUCUCUUUCUAUCUCACUCUCUCUCAACUCUCUAUCUCUCUCUUUCUCUCGACAUACACUUAUACUGACAACAUCCUAAGCCACCUACAGACAUACAACACACGGCGCUCCAAUAUUUCUUCAUUAUUACCCACAAAGUAUAGGCUGACAGCCACGCGUCACACCACCUAGUAGUAGUAGUAGCAGUAGUAGCAGCAGUAGUAGUAAUAAUAAUAGUAGGGUAGCUAGAGAGUCAGCUGACUAAGGCCGAUAUAAUAGUCUGUACAGCAAAAGCGGUUCAUCCAAUCAGUAGUGCUCCUCUUCCUCAAUUGGUUUCUCGAUGAAAACAUUCGUUUUUGCGCGUGGUGAAGGCAUGGAACAGGUUGGCAUGGAAUUGUUCGGGAGAAAAAUAGUAACUUUCUAAGGAGGAGGUCUGUGUGCGACCGGAUGCUUGUUGUACACAACACUAAGGAUCACGCUCUGUCGCCUUGUCACUAUUUUUACGGUGCUCGUUAGGUUUGCCCUUGCAUUUAUUUUCAAUUUAAAUUGAAUUUUAAAUGGUUGCAUUUUUACUGUUACUACAAAUGCUACUACUUCCCCCCACCCUUCCAAAAGCGCACACACACACUGAGUUCUAAUAAGCUAAGCGUUUACUUGUCGAACUUCAAUAAGAAUUCGGCUAUUCGGUCGAAUUAGAGUUCAGCUAUUCGGUUGAUGGCUAAUAGGAACGCAAAUGUGCAGAAUAUAAAGCUCUAUAUUCGAUGGACUAUUUAAACAAAUCACAACACUGGUUUCCUUAGCCGAGCAUCACCUCCGCCAUCAUCUACGCUCUUUUCUAUGCACUGAUGUUAUUUAAAAGAUCUUCGUUUUGGUGGUUCCAUGGCUAGAGCGUCACUCUCUUUUGCUGCGUAGGAGAAAGGCACUGUUAUUAAAAUCAUCUUUCCAGUCUCUCUGUUGUUUUUGGUGUAAGACAGCAUGUUCGGGAAACGAUUUUGGCACUGGAAUUGCUAGUGUUUUCCUUCCGAUGUGCGACCGAUUCAAUCAAGCCCACAGUGUCAUUCACUCAGACUAAUCUAAACUAUCUAUCAGUCUCUAUCAUACUCUACGUUCUCUUGCAUCGAUUGUCUUUAGCUCCCGUGUCUGUGUUUUGUCACGGCCAUAUCAGAAUCAGAGGGGUAAAGGCAGCGGUGAAGAAAAAGGGAUAAAAACAAGUCUUUUAUUGGACGCCACAAUCUAGCUGCGAUUAUUAAACGUACUCACAACUAAAACCCACAGACAUCAUAGUGCUGGUAAUCUCAUCAUAACUUCAUACACCAUAAUUACCCCCCUCCGCCCGCAAACAUCUAAUGAGAGACGAGUGAAUGAGAGAUACGCCGCAAAAAGGGAAGAGAAUGGGAAUUAGGACGGUACAAGAAACAAACUAAAAUUAAAGCGAGUUGUGCGAGUGGGUGUGAGUGUGUGUAUCUGAUGAACUGAACAGAGAGUAUCAUUACUCAUCCUCCUCCUCCAACCAACCUACAUUUAAAGCAAAACAUUCCUCAGCAACAACAACAAAAAAAGGCGCAAAAACGUACAACAUUGUAUAAUCUCGAUUUCUUACCCGGGAUCUCUGCAUAAUUAGUAAGGCACGCUCUCACUGUAAUUAAGGAUGGCGUCGUAGUCGAUGGCUGCAGGGAAAAGGACCUUUGGAGUAAGACAGACACACACACACACACAAAACAAAAAUUAGUCAAGCAUCGAAUCGCACGAAUCGCAUCCACCUCUACCCGGCACCUAUACUGGAACAUACGAAAUAAUCAUUCACGCCAUUUAAACAUUCAGCGUACCAUCUCUUAGCGCACCAACAAAACGAUCAAUGUAAACUAUCACACACACACGCGCACGCACACAGAGACACGCAUAAUAACGAAGGCUCAUUUAUCAUUACUGCUGGCGCAUACAAGAAGAUAAGGGGAUUGAAUCUUUCCAUUUUGCGCGAUCGCGGUGAAGCAGAGAGAAUUGGGUGUGCGGGCGGGUAGUGUGGUGAGAAAUCAGGCACGCAUUCCAAAAUGAACGCCGCAACAACAUACUAUUGUGUAGGAUAUAUUUGCACUUGCGCACCACCACAGAUCGUCAAAUCACAGAAAAAUCAGCUGAGCUAGAGAGAGAGAGAGAGAGAGAGAGAGAGAGAGAGAGAGAGAGAGAGAGAGAGAGAGAGAGAGAGAGAGAGAGAGAGAGAGAGAGAGAGAGAGAGAGAGAGAGAGAGAGAGAGAGAGAGAGAGAGAGAGAAAGACAGGGAAAGAGCAUAAGAAAUUUAGACCAUUCCUUUUGUACUCUGGUGUAGUGUGUGUGUGUGUGUGCAUGUGUGUACAGUCUCCUAACCCAUCUCCCAUCCCCAUCCUAUUGGAAUGGAAAGGAACUGGAAGGAAGUUUACAGUUCGAGGUGUAGAUCCUGUUGGAUUACACUCCACGCGGGACAAACAGAAGCAAAACAAAACAACAUAUGUAUGGCACUCCGAUAUAUAUAUACAAGGCACGAAACGUAGAGCAUCUACUACAAAUCUCCAUUUUACUUCCUCGCUCGAAACUAGUACGAAAAUUGAAAACAAACAAAAAAACGAACAAGAAACAAGGGGCAGCAUGAGGGUGGAUGGUUGAAGACAUAGAAACAACACUAUACCUAGCUCAAAUAUAAUAUAAAUAUAGGCAUACAUAAUAGCGACAGGCAAAAGUAAUGGAAUAUUUGGAACAUGUACUAAAUACUAUCAUGUAAAACACGGCGGCGCGGACGGGGACGGAUAAGCAAACAAAAAUAGGAUAAAUCUAGUAGCUCACUAUACAAAAAAUUCAUCCCACGGGGAAAGACAGAGCCAGCCAGCCAGCAAGACAGUCGGACAACAGUCAGAGGGGUGGCGUUUAUACAGCAAAUAACACCGUUACAAAACGUUACACGCGUAAUGAUAACAUUGAUUCACAGACACACUCACACAACAAACAAUUGUGUAGCUUUCGGUUGGUGCUUUUUUCGUUUGGUGAUUGGUUUAUUGUUUUUUUUUUUUAAAUUUAAACCAUUAAAAUCAUGCCUCGUGCGCUCUCAUUAGAAAUGCUCUCAUCGAACGUGGCAUAAGGGGAGAGCAAACACAUUGUGGGAGGAGUAGUAGUGACGAGGUUGAGGGGAGUAGUAUGAAGAUUAGAUCAAGUAAGCAAAAAACAAAAACAAAAACAAAAAGAACAGAAAAGACAUGAUGCAAAUGGAAAUGAAAUUUCUUCGAACGAUUUCUCUUCGCUCCUUCAAUUCAAAACGAAUCUGAAUGUAGAAUAUAUAAUGAUAAAAAACACACAUAAUUAACACACACACACAAAAGAAGAAACUCCUCAUAAAAAACGAAUUGUCGAAAGGAUAGGCGAAUGAAAAAUGAAGCAACAAACUCCAAUACAUAACAUGGGUAACAGGAAACGGAAGGAAUCUAAAGCUCGUCUCGUGCGCAUAUGUGAAACCACAAUACCCACAAUGCUGUGAAAACUAAUAUUGACUAGAGCAGGCGCAUAACGCUGCUGCUGAGAAUUAAAUACAACUGCACGCACCCAACAUACAGACAUACAGAGUGACCGGAGGAAAAAAAAAGCGGCGAAAAGAAAGGUCCGUCGGUGGGGUAGAACAAAUGUUAGAUUAGGAGUAAUUAUUAUACAAAUACCCAGGCAGCGCAGCAACCGGACUCAACGGUUACGACGAAACUCUUGCGCUCAAAUCCCACGUGUGUUUGUGUGUGGUACACGUGGUGGACCACGUGGUGUGCAAAAUGCCCAGCACGGUCGUAGUAGGCAGGGCAGCAGCACAUCCCUACCCUUCCCUGCUGGAAGUAUGACUUUUGGAGUGCAAGACAGGCUAGGGGAGGAGGGGUGGGGAGGGGUUUCGGACGGAGUAACAUACCUUAAAGAUUACACGAUUUUACGGUCAAUUUUAUCAUAUAAAAAAUAUACACGGGAGAACAAAAAAAAAACAAAACGCAGCUACAAAACUACACACCCGCCACUAACACUAGCGCGCCGCGCCCUUGUUGGUUUUUGGGAGGGGAGAAAGGAAGUUCGCUUCCACCAGCCGCGUGCGUGCGUGCGUGCGUGGCCGUUCUGAACGGGUGUGAAUAAUCGAACGUUUGUGGUGGUGGUGGUGGAACCAUUGAUAUGCCAUACAAGAGGAAGCGUUAACGGAAAUGAAACCAUACGUGUGCGGCGGCAUAUAUCUAGAAGAGUGAUCCGCCGGAUGUGUACGAUCUGACAUUUACUAGGGAGCUUCAGUUUUCAUUUACCGUGUUUCGCAAUAUUCAUAAAAUCACAAUCUCCCCCACCAUGUUUUCUUCUUUACGUUUCAAAUCAUAUCUCGUAACAUCUUGCACACACACACACACCCACACAAAUCGUGCGGUUUUGCGGUUGUUUUGGAAAAGUUUCACUGGUUGAUGCGCAAGAAGCGGCGCACCCUGUGUGUAUGCGCAAUCGGGGGCGCAAGGGUAAGCGCGCAUGUAGCGCGCACGCGGGUAUGGCGUAUAGUAAGAGUAGGCGCAGACGAGAGAAACACGCGGGUUGCAAGGAAUAUUACACUAAACCGCUCGAGAGCAGAGGAAAGUGGCUAAAAGUAUUGAGAGCGGAAGUAGCAGGAACUGUUAAAAAGACAGCCCCGUAAGAGGCGUGCAUGUGUAUGUGGAAAAUAUUGUGCAGGGCUUAUACCCUACUAAUUAGGAAGCUAAUCUGGGAUGUAAAAUGAUGCACCUCGGCCACAGACACACAUGAAUUCAGGGUACAUGGGCUGCGAAUGGAAAUAGCAUUGAACGGAACCGAACGCAACCCAUGGUGGUGUAUUAGCUGAAUUAUUGCAAUUCCAUCUAAAUACUUAAUGAUUAUCUCAAUCGUUCAACGGUGAUGUGUGUUGUGUGGUGCGAAGAAGGGGUUCAUCGUCAUGAAGGAGCAGCUUUGGUUUUGUACUACUGAUUUGAACACUAUUUUACACUAGUUUCUUCCGUUUAGUAAGCUAGAGAGCUUAGCAGAAUAACGAAUGAUGAUGACACGUGUACCGGUAAUUGUGAAAUUGUUUAUUUUAUUUUAUUGCGCUGUAUUUUCUGAUUUAGAUAAUAUAUAUAAUAUACACACAAUUAUACAUAUAA
This is a messenger RNA of Anopheles gambiae (African malaria mosquito), 11331 nucleotides long. RefSeq names its product catenin delta-2 (gene p120ctn). Gene Ontology annotation, biological process: cell-cell adhesion; cell-cell junction assembly. Gene Ontology annotation, molecular function: cadherin binding. Gene Ontology annotation, cellular component: nucleus; adherens junction; plasma membrane. Lineage: Eukaryota; Metazoa; Arthropoda; Insecta; Diptera; Culicidae. The record is from RefSeq and is a predicted model, not a curated record. The transcript has 4 exons. Bases 2872 to 5796 code for a protein of 974 amino acids.